AUGGGAGGAAACGGAAGAGCCAAAAGUAUUGAAUCCGCUGAGAUGGGACGAAAUUGUCAGAGGAAGUUGAUGGACAAGUUACAUGGGAAUGGAGGAGUUGUGAGUCCGACCAAGGAGGGUCAGUUCUUAUGGGCAGGAGGACAUGGAGUUGAUCAAUCUACUUCUGGGGAUCCUCCAUUGCCUGAACAUGUUGCUAAUCCUCGAUUGUGUGCAGUGAGCACGUUUGAGCAGAAAUCUUUCAUCGGAAUCAGAAAUGGGUCAUGGUAG
This is a messenger RNA of Prunus armeniaca (apricot), 267 nucleotides long. Lineage: Eukaryota; Viridiplantae; Streptophyta; Magnoliopsida; Rosales; Rosaceae. The record is from the annotation of a GenBank genome assembly.